AUGCCGAGCAUUCGCGAUAACGAUCUCCGAAAGUCCCCAGAGUACUGUCACUAUCUCGAGGCAGUUAAGGACGGGGAGCUUACGCUGCCGGAUUUCAAGAUAGACGACAAUGGCGUGCCUGAUAUCCAUCCAUAUGAAGUCUACUGCCGAGUGAAGGGAUGCCUCAAGCGUACAUCCCUGACUAGUCAAGUAGCAUGGUAUGAAGGCUUGUUUGAAGGCACUGUUCUCCCAACCCCGACUCCUACCAAGAAGCGCAAGCGAGCUGCCACCAAGUCCAAGGACCACAAUACUAAGGGUGUCGAGAAUUCCAACGAGGGUGAAGCUGGAAAUGAUCAGGACAAUGGCGAGGGCCCUUCAAGUGGUCCAUCCGCCGUGAGGGUAGCAAGGCAGCUAAAUCAGCUGGUGAGAAAGGAACCAUACCCUGCAAGACCUGUCGCAACGCAAAGGGCAAAGCCAUAUUGCGAGUUUUGGCGCUUUUUCUCAUCGAUUGACGAGGCAAAGGGAGCGAGUAUGCAACCUCACAUGGAUAAUGCAAAAGAGACAAGCAAUGAAGAAAGUGUCUUAAACAAGGAAAAUGAGCAUGAAAAUGAGGAGGAAAAGGCUGCUGAGCCCGAGGAAGUGCAGGGUGAUGGCAGACAUGUCUCUGAACACCUUGCAAUCACUCCGUUUGCGCAGCUGAACAGUGGUGAGGAUAAUAGUAUUGCAACUAACCUGGAUCUCAGAGACUUUGGCCUCAAUCUAGAAUCUAUCUAG
Aspergillus nidulans FGSC A4 is the source of this 753-nucleotide messenger RNA. RefSeq lists its product as uncharacterized. The record is from RefSeq and is a predicted model, not a curated record. Lineage: Eukaryota; Fungi; Ascomycota; Eurotiomycetes; Eurotiales; Aspergillaceae. The transcript has 12 exons. Bases 1 to 753 code for a protein of 250 amino acids.